This is a messenger RNA of Cantharellus anzutake, 2737 nucleotides long. RefSeq lists its product as uncharacterized. The transcript has 7 exons. Bases 495 to 2351 code for a protein of 618 amino acids. Lineage: Eukaryota; Fungi; Basidiomycota; Agaricomycetes; Cantharellales; Hydnaceae. The record is from RefSeq and is a predicted model, not a curated record.
UGUAUAGAUGCGUAACGGUGAGCUCAAAGUCUAGGUAUGUGACGCGCGGCGCUUGAGUCGGAUGCUCGGCAACCGUAAUCACGUAACCUCUUUGAUGGUGAAAAUUCAUAUGUGGAGGCUGUGUCCCACCCAGCUUACAGGCGCGCGGUUUGUUCUGAUUGCGCAUGCCAUGAUGGCUGGACGACUUCAAUGCGGAACACAUCAGCUUCGCUGCCAAGGUCAUGUCAGUUUCUUUCAAAUACUCCCCUUACAGCCCUUCCGCUGUGUUUAAGCAGUGGCAGGCAUACAAUUGAUUCAAUUGCGCAUCUUGCGCACACGGCGGCAACAGCUCGGGCCCGACGAGACCUCGUCUCCAUUAUGUAAAUCACAAGCCAAGUGGCUUGACGACUUCGAUGCGCCACACAUCAGCUUCCCUGCCAAGGACAUGUCAGUUUCUUUCAAGUACUCCCUUCCGCCUCGUCUGCUCCUGCAGUUGACAUUCGUCCGCUUGGAAGAUGAACAAAUACGCCGCCAUUCGCCAUGCCUUGGUGUUCCUAUCUAUCCUUUUCAAUAUUGCCACCAUCGGACUUGUCGUGCUUGUUCACCAGUGUGACGUCUUUCUUCCCCCUGUGGGAACCUCUUUACAGAAAUUUUUGCCCACGUUCGCGUCCCUCGUGGGCCAAAUCGUCGUUUGCACCAAUGCCAUCGCUAUCUCAUCGCUAGUGACGGCAUUCACCAAGAAGAAGAUAUCUGACCAGGGGGUCACCUUUGAAGAAAUGAACCAUCUCCAUUCUGUUGCCAACGGGAAACUCCCACAUUCUCUCACUCCGAUUGCCUUCGUCGCCAUCGUCAUCAUGUUGGCACAAGGUUUCUUUACCACCGCAAUAGUCAACAGUGUCUCUCCCGAUAUCAUGAACUGGGGAACGACGCAUAGCAUGCCAAUUAUUGACCUUGCUAUGGAUACGAACCAAGUGAACGUCACGUUAGUCUGUUCGAAUGGCAAUGGAGACAUCAAUCUAUACGGUUACGGUACAAAUUGUCCUCUCAACAACGCCUACGGGGUCAUCUACAACGUCAGUCCACAUCCUUGCGUUUCAUUUACGACUCAAAAUUUCACCCACACCCAGGCCUACAUUGACUCGUUGGGUGACAAGUUUCCCAUCAGCAGCACCAGGGACGGAGUCUCAUACCCUUCCACCCUUCUCGGCAUUUCUGGCUCGAUUUCCACGCUAUCCACUCGGUACGCUCGGGAUGUAAGCGGGAAUCCGAAGCGCUCGGUUCUCCCCACCGAUACGUUCGACUUCUGUGUGCCAAAAGUCAAUGUGACCGCAACGUGCAAUCCCAAUCUCGACAAUGGUCAAACUGCGGAAGUUAAGUUGUUCGAGGUUCCUGACAAGUUGGGAUGCAACUCAAUUGCCACCUUCCGCAUUCGUAACAGCGAUGGAAGUUAUGUUGAGCACGGAUAUAAAUUUGGCCCGGUUUACGCCAAUGGUGCAAUCUCCAUUUUCCAGGAUGACGACUAUGAGAACGGAGAAACGGUCAUCACGAUCUUGAGCACUGGGAAAUAUGCCGAGAACCUUAGCUCCCCCAUAAUUCAAUGUCGUAUUUGUGCCCAUCAAUAUCUCCUCCCCAUUCGCAUCGUAGGAAAUAACUAUGUCCAGACGCUUCCUUCGCUUCAAUGCCUCCCUCGCCCCGAACCAUCGCCUUCCUCCUUACUUCAAGUGGUUCGCAUUGCGCCCAUGGCACUGGUCAAAUCACAAGGUCAAGACGGAAGACUCGAUGCUAUAUCGCUCAUUUCGCCACAGACAAGAUCGACUGCUGGAGGGACGAUAAGGGCCCUCGAACUUGCGCUUGAGCGAAUGGCCAGUGUCGGAGCAACGGAAAUGUAUGGGCUCUUGGACGGUAUCUCCAAUAUCACAUGGCCAGACACAGCGAAUUACACGUUCGCAACGCGGAGAUACAAACUCGGGGUAUCAGGGAAAUACAGUCCUAUGUUUCUACUGAGUCCGGGGAUCCUAUUAUUUGCUUUGCUUUGGGGGUGGGCGUGGGUGGGCUUCGCGAAGGGCGUGGAUGGAGGUUUCAAUCCCUUACAUCCUAGCUGUACAGCAGCAGCAGGAAUGAAAAGAGAGAUCCUGGUGGCUGAAGUCGUGGGCACGAAGGAUGCGGAUGAAGAUGAGCUCGAUGAGCUAGACGUGAUUGUUAAAUAUGGUUAUGUGGACGGGACGAGGUUAGGCCUCGAGGCGUCAGGUGGGCAACCUACAUAUUCGAGGGUGUACAAGGACUUUCCACCCGGGUCACCCAUACCGACACCGAGCUUCAAUAACCCUGAACAAUCACUCUAUUCGGCCCCAGCCUUCCCUCACCCGCACUAACGUGCAUACCUUGCAUUAAUUUUACGAAUGUACGACUAACACUUUGCAUAUGCUUUUGGUGUUGGAGCGGUUACGCUUCGUCCCAAUCUCUUUCGAUCAGCUUCUAUGUAAAAUCAUUCCUUACUAGGGGUGCCACGGUUCGGUUCGGUUCGGUUCUGGGGCCAUUUUUUGAGAACCAGAACCAGAACCGGUUCCACAUUUUGGUGAUAAUGUCGAACCAGAACCGAACCAGUAUCUGAACCGAACCGAACCCCAUUUCGGUUCUGUUAUGGUUCGGUUCGGUUUUGAACGGUUCGAACACGCAUUCACUGCCGACAAAGUUAUCUAUUGCAAUUAUGCAUGUAUAAGUACUCAAAAUAUGCAAUUUUACUUCAUCAUUAAGAGUC